UGAAACCUUCACCAGUUCACUUCAGCAGAAACACAACAUGAACAUUAAAUGGAUCAUCACUCUCACGCUUCUGUUAAUUGCUGAGAAUGAAGGGAUUUGGGCAAAAGACGCACGAGUGAAGCUUUGUGGCCGUGAGUUUAUCAGGAUGGUUGUGACAUUGUGUGGAAGUUCACGACUGAGACGCUAUGCACCUGAGAUUAGCCCUGUGUCCAUCAGUGCUCACGCAAUUCGAUACAACAGUGAUCUGUUUUCCACUCUGACACAAAUAAAGAGCGACAGUGAAGAUCAGACAAUCAGCAAAUCACCAGAGAAAGGGUUAAACUCUUCAUUAUCAUCAUUUCUCAAAAUCAUGGAGUCUGCAAAACAUUCAACCUCCAGGCUGCAGCGUGACAUCGGUCCUGCAGGAGUGUGCUGCAGAUCCGGAUGCACCAAGACUGAGCUGGUUCAAUACUGCUGAACAUAAACACUCAACACUACUGAACAUAAACUCUUUUUUUUCUUUGCUUUCAUUGCUUUGUUUGCAGUAAAUGUGGAUGUCUAAUUUCAGAAUAACUUUCUGUUUGGUCUCAUUGUGGUGAUGUAAUCAGAAAUAAAACACAACUGAGUUCGUACAUAUAAAAGGGAAUAUCUGUGUAGUUCAUGUAACUGGUAUUUUGGGGUUUUUUCAUAUUU
Molecule: messenger RNA, 672 nt
Organism: Hemibagrus wyckioides
Lineage: Eukaryota; Metazoa; Chordata; Actinopteri; Siluriformes; Bagridae
Gene: insl3
Product: insulin-like 3 (Leydig cell)
Exons: 2
Coding region: 38-457 (139 amino acids)
Biological process (GO): adenylate cyclase-inhibiting G protein-coupled receptor signaling pathway
Cellular component (GO): extracellular region
Molecular function (GO): G protein-coupled receptor binding; hormone activity
Source: RefSeq, a predicted model, not a curated record